AAUUUACCUUUGAAAGAAAAGCCCGGUUAUAAACUCAACCAGUGAUCGUUAAGUUAAGCUUGUACAAAUUACCUGAAUAAGUGUUCCAAAAAUGGUCAAACAAGUGGCAUCCGUCUUUUUGGCAAUCCUUGCUGCAACCAACGCCCAACUUUACUGCUAUUACUGCAACGAUUGCACCACCCAGCAACCAAUAGUAGCGGCCUGUCAAACGACAUCGGUCAACAAUCCGAUCCUGACGCCACCCCCGGUGGUCACAAGCAAUCCUUGGAAUCCGAUCAACCCCUGGGAUCCGAUCAUAACACCGCCCGGAAGUGGUGGCAUCAUCGGAGGCAACCCUUGGGAUCCUAUCAUCACGCCCACCCCUCCCGGAUCGGGUGUUAUCGGAGGCGGAGGAAUAGGACCCACCAGUCCCCCGUUUACUACUUGGUAUCCAUGGCCGUUGGUUAGAGCUAAUCUAGUUGAGGCUGAACCAUCCGAAGAUGAUCACGAGCCGGAAGCUCAGGCCAGUCAGCUUGACGUGAACGAACAGGAGAGACCAUCCGCGCGAAACACUUUUGCCUGUCUAGCUGUCAGAUCUUACGCUACCGGUCGGGAAGUAGUUCGUCGAGGUUGCGUCCAAAUGCUUACCAGUGACACCGAUCUUUGCUAUCGGGCUGCUGGAGGGGUCUAUGCGAGCUGUUCCAUCUGUACCAACUAUCUUUGCAACGCGGGAAUCCUUUAAUCGGUACCCACCAUCAUAAUGUUAUUCCCUUAAGGUCAUCUGUUACGACAAGUCUGAUUACACUGUUUGGCUCUUCAACUCACUACUUAU
Uranotaenia lowii is the source of this 811-nucleotide messenger RNA. RefSeq lists its product as uncharacterized. NCBI's taxonomy places the organism in Eukaryota, Metazoa, Arthropoda, Insecta, Diptera, Culicidae. The record is from RefSeq and is a predicted model, not a curated record. The transcript has 3 exons. The coding region runs from base 92 to 721 and encodes 209 amino acids.